Messenger RNA from Annulohypoxylon truncatum, 681 nucleotides. RefSeq lists its product as uncharacterized. Lineage: Eukaryota; Fungi; Ascomycota; Sordariomycetes; Xylariales; Hypoxylaceae. The transcript has a single exon. Bases 1 to 654 code for a protein of 217 amino acids. The record is from RefSeq and is a predicted model, not a curated record.
AUGGCACGACACACAAAAUAUACGAAGCUCUCCUGCUACUACGAACAGAAAAAACAACAAACAACAACACACCACUGGCAAGAUGGAGACAUCGCCUUCCUUAAAGGGGUAGAUGAAUUCUCAAUAGAAGAAUACGACGCAUUAAUAGAAAGCGGAUACCUACACACGAAAGCAACAAAGCACCCAGUUAUCAUUCUAGAGCACUCGAAUGAUUACAAAUACUUCCUUAUCACCACCGUCUCAGCUUAUAGCUCUAGCUGGGAAAACAAUUAUCUUCCACCAUGGAAGCAAUUUAACCACAAGUGCAAGCGUCGUGAAUUCUUCCGCGCAUUUGCUGGUUCGGAGAAACCUUUCUACGACCAGCAACACCUCCAGCUCGCCGACGGAGGGCGUUUCCCAAAGCCGGAGACAUCUUGGGUAUACAUCCCCGGAACGUUUGUUGUCCCCUCGUCGACACUUAAGGAGUUCGACAAGACCCCCAGACGACUGCGGAUGACACAGGAGAGCCUGAAAGGUCUCCUUUACGACAUGGCGAAAUGUACACGCUUCGCUACGCGCUGGACGAACCCUGCUGUUGUUCGAAUGCUUAAGCCCAAAGAGUCGAAGAUGCAAAAUUGUUGGCAAAACUACAACAGAUGGGGCAUUUACCAAUAAAAUUCAGACCCUAUUCUACGCUACGAC